Molecule: messenger RNA, 4068 nt
Organism: Trichoderma aggressivum f. europaeum
Lineage: Eukaryota; Fungi; Ascomycota; Sordariomycetes; Hypocreales; Hypocreaceae
Exons: 4
Coding region: 1-4068 (1355 amino acids)
Molecular function (GO): protein binding
Source: RefSeq, a predicted model, not a curated record
AUGGAGGGACUUGGGGCAGCCACAAGCGCCAUCGCGCUUACGGCGAAGAUUGUUUCUCUCUGCGCCGAGUACUCUUCUGCUGUCAAGAGUGCUAACCACGACAUCCAGCGCCUUCAAGAGCGUGCCAGAAGCCUGGAGAGAACGCUGACGGAUGUAUUGGAACUUCUCCAAGGCUCCCACGGGGCUCGACUUAGGACGUCGCAGAAACUACGCGAUGCUCUUAAUAGUUCCCGCUUGCUCUUGGACACGAUUGCUACAACACUCGAAAACAAGUCAAAUGGAGGUCGAACGCAGAGAACAAUGAGAGCUUUUGGGUUGCGGGCCCUAAAAUGGCCCUUCGAAAGCAAGAAACUGGAGAACACCAUCGCAGCCCUGGAGCUGCAUCAGAAUACCAUGGCAGUCGCCCUACAAGUCGAUCAAAUGGCAGAAGUGCUCAAUAUUGGCCACAAGAUCGACUUGUCCAAACUUCCAAUCGCAAAGGGCGCCGCUUACAACUCUCAAGCUAACGAGUAUGAUCCCCGGUGCCAUCCUAGAACCCGCCUCAACGUCCUCGCUGGCAUAUAUAAUUGGUUCGAAGACCCGCACGGAAAGUGCAUAUACUGGCUAUGCGGUAUGGCUGGCACUGGCAAGUCAACCAUUUCUCGAACAGUGGCAGAAUAUCUUGGACAGAAGAAAGUGCCCUGUGCAAGUUUCUUCUUUAAGAAGGGCGAAGGCGAUCGUGGUAGAGCUGCCUUGUUUUUCACUACGAUUGCGGCUCAGCUUGUCCAACAAUUACCAUGUAUAAUCUCGCACAUGAGGGCCGCAAUUGAGGCGGACAUGAACAUCUCUGAUAAGACCAAGAAUGAACAGUUUGAGAAGCUUAUCCUAGAUCCGCUUGACAAGUGCGAGGGCCAACAAUCUACUAUAGUGUCUAUAGUGAUUGAUGCCCUUGAUGAGUGCGAUCUGGAAGAAGAUGUUAGAAGCAUGGUUCAUUUGUUCGCUAGAGCUAUGGAGGUAACAUCCGUUCGCCUACGUUUCUUCAUUACCAGCCGGCCCGAACUCCCAAUACGUCUCGGCUUUAAAAGCAUCGGCGGCUCCUAUAAGGAACUGGCUCUUCACGAAAUCCCUAAGCCUGAUAUCAAAAACGACAUUGCCAUAUAUUUAGAAGAUGAGCUGAAGGCCAUUGUGCAGCGCUAUAACAUGUCGGUUGAAACAAGACGGCAACUACCAUUGCAAUGGCCUGGUGGUGAAAACACAGAGAAGCUUGUUGACCUGGCCAUCCCUUUGUUUAUCUAUGCUGCGACUGCUUGUCGAUUUAUCAACGAUCGCAGACUUGGUGGCCCAAACGAGCAACUGGAAAGAUUUUUCAACUCCGAUCUAAACACAAGAUCUAACCUUGAUGUGACAUAUUUGCCUGUGUUAGAUCAGCUAACAAGAGGUCUCAAAAGCGGCGAAACAGAAGCCGUUAUAACAAAAUUCAAAAAGAUUGUCGGUACUAUCGUGCUUCUCGCUAACCCACUUUCAAUAACUUCUCUUGCGAGUCUUUUGGCAAUCGAGACUGAGAAAAUCGACAACCAACUGGACAUGCUUCACUCGGUCUUAGAUAUACCUUUGAAUCCGGAUGUGCCGAUACGACUCUUCCACCUCUCUUUCCGGGACUUUCUCAUCGACAAGGAAAAUCGCGAUGUAAACUCUUUCUGGGUGGAUGAGCAGGAGACCCAUCAGAUAAUCAUGUUACGCUGCCUUGAGCUGCUUUCUACAGACAAUCUUCAAAAAGAUAUCUGCGACCUACGGAGACCAGGAGCACUACGGUUAGAAAUCGAACAAGAGAGGAUAGAUACUCACUUUCCACCAGAGAUGCAAUACGCGUGCCUCUAUUGGGUCUACCACCUAAAGGAGAGCGGAGGAACAGUCCGUGACCAUGACCAGGUCCAUUACUUCCUGAUCCGCCACCUACUGCACUGGAUCGAGGCCCUAAGUCUUCUUGGCCGUAUCUCAGAGAGUGUCAGUAUGUUGGAUAGCCUACUAGAUAUAGUUGAUCCAGAAGAAGGUGCUGAUAUAUCAGCCAUGAUCCGCGAUAUCAAGCGAAUUAUUCUUAUUAAUCGCUGGUCCCUUGAUGAGGCACCACUCCAAAUCUACUCUUCAGCUCUGAUAUUCGCACCAGAGCAGAGUGUGAUUCGGAACAUGUUUAGAGAUCAGAUCCCUCCUUGGAUAUCUCUGCUACCCCAGGUUGAAAGCAACUGGGAUGCCUGCUUAGCGACACUUGAAGGCCACAGCGAGGGGACAAUAGCAGUCAACUUCUCUCCAGACGGCCGACUACUCGCCUCAGCAUCAUAUGAUGGUACAAUUAAGCUCUGGGAUACAGCAACCGGUCGCUGCACGGCGACGCUUGUGAGCGAAGGCAUAUUCGCAGUCUGCUUUUCACCAGAUAGUCGACGGCUGGCGUCAACAUCACAAAAACAAAUCAAGCUCUGGAAUCCAAUUACAGGCAGUUGUAUAAUGACGCUUGAUGGCCAUUACAACGUGGUAAAAGACAUUAGUUUUGCUCCGGAUGGGCGACGGCUGGCUUCAGCAGCACAUGAUCGUACCGUUAAGCUCUGGGAUACAGAAACAGGCGAUUGUAUAGAAACGCUUUUGGGUCAUAGAUCCUUCUGGUUAGAAGGAGUCAGCUUUGCGCCAGAUAAUCGACGGUUAGCAUCAGUGACAAACGAGGAGCGCAUCGAUGGCCCUUAUGUGAUAUCAUGCGACCACACAAUCAAGCUCUGGGAUACCGUUGUUGGCAAUUGUAUAAUCACAUUUACUGGCCAUGAUGACAAAAUUAACGCAAUCCGCUUUAUGCCGGACGGCCGGUGGCUAGCUUCGGCAUCGAAUGAUCACACUGUUAAGCUCUGGGAUCCAGCAACAGGCAGCUGUAUAGCAACACUUGUUGGCCAUAAUGACUGUGUAACUGCAAUCAGCUUUACACCAGAUAGCCGGCACCUAGCUUCGGCAUCAUAUGAUGAUACAAUUAAGAUCUGGGAUACGGCAUCAGGUCUUUGCAUGACAACAUUCAAAGGCCAUAGCAAAUAUGUUACGGCAGUUGGCUUCGCGCCUGAUAACUGGCAGCUGGCUUCAGCAUCAUAUGAUUCUACAAUUAAGCUCUGGGAUACUACAAUAAGCCACAGUCCAUCAACAACAGAUAUCCACAGUGAUAAAGUAACAGCCAUUGGUUUCACCCCAGAUGGUCGGCAGCUGGCUUCGGCAUCAGACGAUCACACAGUUAAACUCUGGGAUACAGCAACUGGACGCUGCAUAGCGACGUUUAAAGGCCAUGAACAUUCAGUUACAGCAGUUACCUUCGCACCAGAUGGCCAUCAGCUAGCUUCAGCCUCCAAAUAUGAGAAGACAGUUAAGCUCUGGGAUGUAACAACUGGUCACUGUUUAUCAACAUUUCAGGAUGGCGCAACACUUCCCAAUGAAGACACAGUAACACUUCCCAAUGAGGAGUCGCCAGGCGCAGUCACCUUCUCACCAAAUGGCCAGCUGCUAGCUUCAGCAUCCGAGGAUCACAAAGUCAAAAUCUGGGAUAUAGCGACACAUGAUUGUAUCAUGACACUUGAAGGCCAUAGUUAUUGGGUCAGUGCAGUGGCUUUUGCACCAAAUGGCCAGCUAGUAUCAGCAUCGGGUGACAAUACGAUUAAAGUCUGGGAUAUAGCAACAGGAAGUUGCACGGCAACGCUCGAGGGCCAUGGCAGAUGGGUAACUGCAAUCAACUUCACCCAGGACGGCAAGAUUGCUUGUGACCUAAUCGAUACAACACUGACUAUUGAAACGAGAAGAGGGUACGAUUUGUACUAUCCAUCACCAAAGUCGCCAAUACGGAAUCCUCCUGUCCAUGGGCUCUCUUCUACAACACCAAUUGUCAAUCGUCAGGAUACUGGAAUCUAUAGUCAAACAUGGGUUACUUGGGAUUCACACAGGAUCUUAUGGCUACCACCAGCUUAUAGGCCGAGAAUGUCAACUGUAAGAGCAUCAACGCUUGCCAUUGGGUGCGACUCCGGACGCGUGGUCUUUAUACGCCUCUCGGAUAUGGAUAAGCUAUUUGGUUAA